UAUAUAUAUAUAUAUAUACACACCUCAUUGUAAGCAUUCCAUCUCUGGUCACCACUAGGAUCUGCCAUCACUAGUAUGAAAGCUGAUGACAUGCAGCCUAGGAAUAAAGCAGGAUGGUUUUUAGGUGAUGGGGCUUUCUUUGAGCCUUUGACCCUUUAUUUCAGGGGUGGAGGGGUUCACAGCAUUGGGGGCCCAUCCAUGGCUCAUGAGUGUGACUAAUCUUCUUCUGACCGUUACACAUAUUGCCGUACGAUGUUUUGGAGUCAGAAGGUGUAUCCAGAAAAACAUGACGCAGCCAUGUUGGAAAACGUAUUCCACAGUCAGUCACAGGACCUCCGCAUUGCGGCAGCUGCAUGAGUUCAAAACCCCACCCAACUACAGUGGCCAACUGGCGCAUGGUUUUGAAGGGCCUUCCAAAUCUACAUUUCUUCACUCUUCAGAAACUUCAGGUUUUCUAAGAAUGUGGAUGAGUAGGAUAAAACAUGGAUGCUUACGAACCAUAACUUCUAAAACUUCUACAACAGACGUCUGCAGCCAAGUCGAACUACUUGGUAGACAGUUCCCUCGAGAUGAUUACACUAAUGUCACAAGUAAAAUCUUAUCCUUGGUUGGGAAGAACCUGCACAACCAGAAGUACCAUCCAUUGUGGCUCAUAAAAGAGAGGAUCAAGGAGCACUUUUAUAGAGAAUUUGUAGGCCGAUUUGGUAACCCUCUGUUUUCUGUUUAUGAUAAUCUCAGUCCGGUUGUUACCACAGAACAAAAUUUCGACAAAUUACUUAUUCCAUUGGAUCAUCCUAGUAGAAGAAAAGGUGACAAUUACUAUUUGAACAAGACACACAUGCUGCGUGCUCACACCUCAGCCCAUCAGUGGGAUUUGAUGCACUCUGGACUGGAUGCAUUUCUUGUGGUGGGGGAUGUCUACAGACGUGACGAGAUUGACAAGUCUCAUUACCCAGUCUUUCAUCAAAUGGAAGGUGUCUGUCUUUUCUCAAACCAUGAGCUGUUUGCAAAGGUCGAAAAUAAUGACACAUGCCAUUUGUUUGAGAAUGGUUUCCGCACACCCAGCAAACAAGAGAGCCAUACACUGGAAGCCAUGAAGCUUGUAGAGCAUCACCUAAAGCAAACACUCUCCAAACUAAUCACUCAUCUGUUUGGUGAAGGGCUGGAGAUUAGAUGGGUGGACUGUUACUUCCCCUUCACUCACCCAUCUUUCGAAAUGGAGAUCAAGUUUCAGGGAGAAUGGAUGGAGGUAUUAGGAUGUGGUGUCAUGGAGCAGGAGUUAGUGAAUUCAGCUGGCGCUCAGGACAAGAUUGGAUGGGCAUUUGGUCUUGGAUUGGAGAGAUUAGCCAUGAUUCUUUACAGUAUUUCUGACAUUCGCUUGUUCUGGAGUGAAAGCGAGCUUUUCUUGAAACAAUUUCAUGUGUCCGACAUCAACCAGGCAUUUCAUUUUCAGGCAUUUAGCAAGUUUCCCUAUUUGAGCAAUGACAUUUCAUUUUGGCUGCCCAGUGAAGGAUAUCUGGAGAAUGAUUUUUAUGAUCUUGUCCGUAACGUCGCAGGAGAUAUUGUUGAAGAAGUGUCUUUGGUUGACCAGUUUACACAUCCAAAGACCAAAAGAGUCAGCCAUUGUUACCGAAUUAAAUAUCGACACAUGGAGCGCACUCUGACACAGGCAGAAGUCAGCUUAGUACAUAAUAAAAUUGGCAGCUUGGCAAUAGAAGAGUUGGGUGUGGAAGGAAGAUUUUAAGAUUACUCCAGUGUUUUAUUUCUCUUUCCAAGCAAAUUAUGUCAAAUUUCAUUUAAUAUCACAUCAUUAAAUAUAUGAUUAAAAGUGUUUGUUUUUCUAGUUGUUUUUUUUUUUUUUUUCCAAAAAAGAUUUACAACAUUAUUGUGUAGAAAACUAUCCAAUAUAUUGAAACGUGUAUGUCUACUCAUUUUAGAAUUUCCUAAAUUUCUAAUACUGUUCAUCUCAUGACACUGAAGACCAGUGUGACUGUGUCCAGGGGCGUAACUACCAUAGCUGCAGACAAUGCGACUGCUAUGGGGCCCAGGGCAAGAGGGGGCCCAGUCUUAGUUGGGAUUAUCUCCUCUUCUGCUGGAGGUGAAAACUUGGUUAGGACUCUAAAGGAACAAUUUUAGCAAAAGAAGCAGUGGAAAAAUGGCCUAAGGGUCAUUGAAAAGGCUUUACCGAAACCCUUCUGUCCUUUGUGGGGAGCCUGGUUUGAUCCUUGCUAUGGGGCCCUUACUUCUCUAUGUACGCCACUGUCUGUGUCUUGAAGAAAUCUCAUCUAAUUUUCAUUGCUGUCCCUUCUACCCUUAAACCUUUUUCCUUGACCAUCACCUAACUUGAUACGGAUAUAAGAAUUUUUUUCAUUUUUGUAAUGAUUGUAUAUACCAGAAAAAAUUUUGUGAUGAGAAUAAAUUCUUUUGAUCAUU
Molecule: messenger RNA, 2433 nt
Organism: Bufo gargarizans (Asiatic toad)
Lineage: Eukaryota; Metazoa; Chordata; Amphibia; Anura; Bufonidae
Gene: FARS2
Product: phenylalanyl-tRNA synthetase 2, mitochondrial
Exons: 9
Coding region: 206-1744 (512 amino acids)
Biological process (GO): phenylalanyl-tRNA aminoacylation
Cellular component (GO): mitochondrion; cytoplasm
Molecular function (GO): phenylalanine-tRNA ligase activity; tRNA binding; ATP binding
Source: RefSeq, a predicted model, not a curated record